This is a messenger RNA of Lampris incognitus (smalleye Pacific opah), 1603 nucleotides long. RefSeq names its product myeloid-associated differentiation marker-like. Lineage: Eukaryota; Metazoa; Chordata; Actinopteri; Lampriformes; Lampridae. The transcript has 2 exons. Gene Ontology annotation, cellular component: membrane. The record is from RefSeq and is a predicted model, not a curated record. Bases 227 to 1087 code for a protein of 286 amino acids.
GGCUCAAGGCGCAGUACCCCGGACAUAGCGAGCAACCGCAACGAGCACAAGCCACGGGUAGAGAGCUGGGAAGACGGAUGAAGAAAAAUAAAAAAUAAACACAAGAAGUCUUCUGUAGUACUGACUAACGCCGAGGAAGGAGCGGUAUCGAAGGGGCUCACAGGGCGAACAGUAAACGGGAAGAUCCAACACAAGCUUUGGUCAGAACCACUGGACUGCGGCUGCCAUGGUCACGUUGGACUUGAGGACGCUGACGGCGCCGGUGGGCAUCGUGCGGAUGCUGGGGGUCAUCUCCACCUGCGUCUCCUUCAGCUUGGUGGCAUCGGUGGGCCGCAGUACCUCCUCUUUCUGGACCUGGUGUAUGUUCACCUGGUGCUUCUGCUUCUGCCUCACACUCCUGAUACUGGUCCUGGAGCUGUCUCGCCUCAACGCAAAGCUGCCCAUCUCCUGGGACGACUUCACGACGGCCUUUGCCAUGCUGGCAACCCUCAUGGUGCUGGCAGCUUCCAUCAUCUACCCAGCCUUCUUCACCUGCUCUUCCUGCGGCAAGCAGAUUGGCGCCACCGUUACGUCCUUCCUGGCGUUCAUUUUAUACGCCGCAGAGGUUGGGCUGACCCGUGCCAAACCUGGCGACGUCAGCGGCUUCCUGUCCACAGUCCCGGGCCUCCUCAAGGUGCUGGAGGCCUUUGUGGCCUGCAUCAUCUUCAUAUGCCUGGAGUCCACCGGGUACUCCUCUCACCCGGGGCUUCAGUGGUGCGUUGCCGUCUACUCCGUGUGUUUCGUGUUCGCCCUGCUCGUCAUCGGCGUCACCGUGUGCCGCGUGCUGGCUCUCUUCCCGGCCCCCCUCGACAAGGUUCUGACGGGCUGCAACGCGCUGGCCGUGUUGAUGUACACCACCGCCGUGGUCAUCUGGCCGCUUUACGGCCUGAAGAACGAAGCAAGGCCGGACUACUGCUCGGAUCUGACGAGGAACUGCCGGUGGAACAAAGUGGUGGUGAUUGCUUUCAUGACCUGCGUCAACCUCGUCGCCUACAUCGUCGACACCAUCUACUCUGUACGGCUGGUUUUCUACGUCACCUCCACGUAGGACCGAGGGUUGGGGUUUUUCGUUAACGGGCAAACGGUGGAUUCAGGCUUGAGGCGUGAGGCGGAGCGUGGUGGGGGGGGGUGUUAAGUAGAAAACUCAAGACAUGCCCUGGACUGCCUCUGUCUACUACGUCACGGGGCGGCAGGUUUACGGCCCGCCGGGGCGUUUCCACACGUCUUGGGUCUGCUGCUGAUUGUUCUGCGGUGGAGUUUGUCCCUGUACGCUGUGUGGUCUCUGUACAAGUCAUGUUGGCUUUUCUUUACCCUCGGCUUAAACACGUUCAAUGUAAACCUACACGAAGAGGUUGUGGUCUUCCUCUUCAUCUCUCCGCCCACUCUCGGGUCCCCUUAUCGCGGUGAGACACGCCUCAGUUCAACGUCACCAAGAAUACAAAUAAAAUCUAACAGCAUUGUGCACUGUUGUUCUGCUGAGUGUGUCUGUUUCACUUAAGUGGUGUUUAUUUCAGCAGCUUGAUGCAGACGGCUUCGAUUAAUCACAACAUGGGGCGUCCGGUUG